Messenger RNA from Doryrhamphus excisus (bluestripe pipefish), 3684 nucleotides. The record is from RefSeq and is a predicted model, not a curated record. Lineage: Eukaryota; Metazoa; Chordata; Actinopteri; Syngnathiformes; Syngnathidae.
GCAUGGGCUACACCCGCAACAGUAGCCCGUAUUAGGGAUUGUGUGAAUGGACAAAAAUUCCCACAGACGACAGACUCUUCAAAAGCUUGUCGAAUAUGUCUCAAUACUUUUGCCCAUAUAAUGUAAUGUUUUGGCGGCACGGCGGUCGAGUGGGUAGCGCACAGACCUCACAGCUAGCUAAAAUAUUGAGACAUUACAUUACAUUACAUUGCCUUAACUCUGCAUGAAGUCAGCCAUGGCGUGUCUGAAAUGGUAGAGUGGGGGAAAAAAAAGUUCUCCUCAAUUCUGUGUGGAAGUGGUACAUUUUUGGUUUAGAAGAAAUAAAUUUGGCUGCAUGGCGGUAGAGUGGUUAGCGCGCAGAACUCACAGCUAGGAGACCAGGGUUCAAUUCCACCCUCAGCCAUCUCUGUGUGGAGUUUGCAUAUUCUCCACCGUGCAUGUGUGGGUUUUCUCCGGGUACUCCGGUUUCCUCCCACAUUCCAAAAACAUGCUAGGUUAAUUAGCAUUACUCCAAAUUUUCCAUAAGUAUGAAUGUGAGUGUGAAUGGUUGUUUGUCUAUAUGUGCCCUGUGAUUGGCUGGCGACCAGUCCAGGGUGUACCCCGCCUCUUGCCCAAAGACAGCUGGGAUAGGCUCCAGCAAACCCCUGUCACCCUCGUGAGGAAAAAGCAGUAGAAAAUGAAUGAAUGUAAUGUUUUGCAACUAACGUCUCAAAAAGGCAUCGGUUUCUUUGAGCAGCACCCAAUAAUUCUUAGCAGUCAUAUCGACAUGAUAAAACAAUCAAUAAAAGUACAGACAUAGAGUAUUCUGCUGGAUUGCUGCAAAAAAUGACAUACAAAAGGCAACUCAGGGUGCCGAAAGAUGUUUAAACCUUCUCAUGAGGUUAGUUUAAGUCCAACAAUACAACGGUUUUACGUUGAUGGUCAGCUGACUACAGGUAUUGGCUGAGGAGGCACGUUGUCCGGCCCGUAGUGGGCUUUGACAGCGGACGGUAUGUUGAUAUUGGGGUCUCCAUUGUUGGCGGUGUCCACGUGGUUGUUUUUACUGAGGGUCUUAAUGAUGUUCAGGUUGGUCCGAGCCGUCUCUAUGAAGCUGUUUUCCAGCAGCCAGCCGUCAGACUCAGAGUUGGGGUCUCCUUGUCUCAGCACGUUCUCCAGAGAUGUCUGGAGGUAACGAACCCCCGUCAACACCGACAACUGAAACAAGGACAAGAGGGUACAGUAUGUCACUGGUAGGUGACUGCCAUUUUUCUCUUGUUCAAGCUCACAGCAGAGGUUGGAGCCAAUCCCCGGAGACGACACCCAGGACUGAUCAUCUACUGCUUUUGCACUACACAGCACCAAGUUGACAGUGGAAAUUUGGCAGCAGCUGAUAAGAUUGAGACCGAGGCAGCGGCGGAUGGCGACACAGCAUCUUUGGCAGCUUAAUAGAGGAUGAAAACUACAUCCGCAGCAGCAGCAGGAACAGCAGAAGAAGAAGAAGAAGAUGCUUCCUCAAGACAAUGCAAGGAAAAGCUCUCCUUUAACUCCACUUUGAGAUACGGUACUUUAGCUUUUUCUUCUACCUGGAUGCUGUGGAGCUCUUAUGGUCCUUGCCUUUCUCUCCGCUAUCCUCCCGCCGUCAGUCACAUCAUAUUCCCGACGUGGGUGAAGUCAUCUCUGACCGUGUUAUGAUCGUCGGAGCCACACUUGACCCCUCGGAGGACUUCCCAGGCAAAACAAAGGGAUUAACGCUCAACUUUCACCGUACCCUUGCUGCUGACCACCAGUCUAGGGUGUACCCCGCCCCUCUCGCCCGAAGACAGCUGGGAUAGGCUCCAGCACGCCCCGCGACCUCCGUGAGGAUGUGUGUGUCUACCAACCUGAUGGUUCGAUCCCCAGUCAAGCAAAUGCGUUGUCCAAUGGUGGGACUCCACUGAGACCAGGACCAUGGAUGCGGAGUGCGCACUAAAUGCCACAGCAAACACCAGCACCAAGGACAUCCAACUGGUCACUCAUAGUCUCUGGGAGGUGAUCACCAUAGCAACCGUGUCGGCCAUCGUCAGCCUGAUCACCAUCGUGGGCAAUGUCCUGGUGAUGCUCUCGUUCAAAGUCAACAGCCAACUGAAAACGGUCAACAAUUACUACUUGCUCAGUCUGGCGGCCGCGGACCUCAUCAUCGGCGUCUUCUCCAUGAAUUUGUACACCUCCUACAUUCUCAUGGGUUACUGGGCUUUAGGGAAUCUAUCCUGCGACUUGUGGUUGGCCGUAGACUACGUGGCCAGUAACGCCUCCGUCAUGAACCUGCUCGUGAUCAGUUUUGACAGAUACUUCUCCAUCACCAGGCCUCUGACCUACAGAGCCAAACGGACUCCUAAACGCGCCGGCGUCAUGAUAGGUUUGGCUUGGAUGGUGUCCCUGGUUUUGUGGGCACCGCCGAUUCUAUGCUGGCAGUACUUUGUCGGGAAGAGAACCGUCCCGGAGAGACAAUGCCAGAUUCAGUUCUUCUCAGAACCCAUAAUAACCUUCGGAACCGCGAUAGCAGCGUUUUAUAUCCCCGUGUCAGUCAUGACCAUCCUCUACUGUCGGAUCUACAAAGAAACCGAAAAAAGGACCAAAGAUUUAGCCGAACUUCAGGGAGCCAAUCAGACCGCAGAGCCUGACGCUAACCAACCUCGAAUGAUCCGCUCAUGUUUCAGUUCUGCAUCGCGUGACCGCAAUCAAGCGUCGUGGUCUUCCUCCAGCAGGAGCAACGCUGCCAAGUCCACAGCGUCCAUCAACGAGGAAUGGUCCAAAGCCGCUCAGGUUAGCAACUACAACAGCUACGCUUCCUCAGAAGACGAAGAUAAGUCCGUGUCUCCCGGGACCGUGCGUCCUCCGUGCAAGGGCGGUAAAAUUGCAGCGGCGAGCGAGCAUCUCAGCAGCUACGACGAAGACAUCUUCUUCCAAACGCCGUCCACGACCAGCAGAUGCACGUCCUACAAGUUCAAACCCGCCGCCAAAGAUAUUCUGGUUCCACAUCACAGCAAAAACGGCGACACCAAAACCGCAUUCUCUUCAGCCGAGUCCAUGAACGCACCGCCGUCCAUGUCCAAACCAAUGGAUUCUACACUGAAGAACCACAUCACCAAAAGGAAACGAAUGGUACUGAUCAAAGAGAAGAAAGCGGCUCAGACUCUCAGCGCCAUUUUGCUGGCCUUCAUCCUCACGUGGACGCCUUAUAACAUCAUGGUGCUCAUUUCCACCUUCUGCUCCGAUUGCAUCCCGCUCUCGCUCUGGCAUCUCGGAUACUGGCUGUGCUACGUCAACAGCACCGUCAACCCCAUGUGCUACGCACUCUGCAACAAGACUUUCCAAAAAACCUUCCGUAUGCUUUUACUCUGCCGGUGGAAGAAGAAAAGAGUUGAGGAGAAACUUUAUUGGUACGGACAAAAUCCAAUGGUCGCCACCAAAAUGACUUGAACGAUAUCAGCAAUAUAAGUGUAAAUAUUUUUUUUUUUUGCAUUUAAAUGUAAAACAUGUUAAAUUUAUUCCCGCAUGCAGAAAAAGAACAAUAUUCCACCCAAUUCCUGGUGCAUCAUUUGUUAAAAAAUCGGAAUGAUUUCAGGUGUGAUUACUCGCAUUAAACAAACUCUACUGUGUUUUAGAUUUUAAUGAUCCCAUAUUGUGUGUUUACUUUUUUUUAAUGACGUGAUAACAGGAAUUUAA